Molecule: messenger RNA, 1098 nt
Organism: Neoarthrinium moseri
Lineage: Eukaryota; Fungi; Ascomycota; Sordariomycetes; Amphisphaeriales; Apiosporaceae
Exons: 3
Coding region: 1-1098 (365 amino acids)
Source: RefSeq, a predicted model, not a curated record
AUGGCUCACUGCAUCAUUUGCAUGUGGCCGGACGCGACGGCCUGUGGCCAGUGUAAGAGCGCGCACUACUGCUCUCGCAAGUGCCAGAAGACUGACCGGGAGUCGCACAAGCUGGUCUGCAAGCCGUUUGCGCAGAUGGGCCCCCGCCCUUCAUCUGAUCACUACAAGGCUCUGCUUUUCCUGACCGAAUCCACAGCUCCCAAGCCAGUCUGGGUACAAAUCUCCAACACUGAUGACUUCCCUUCCGUUGAUGGCGCACCAACAGUUCCAAAGCUGCGCUUCCUCUCUGGCGGUGUGUUCCAAUACGAUCAAUCUCCGGUUAAUCAAAGUUUCGCCACAGCCGUUCGCCCGUUCACUGCAAACCCAAGUUUGCAGUUCAAGGGUCCGGUCCUAGCAUACACGAUGAUCGAAUACACCUACGAGCAAAUGUUGCAAAUGGAAGAGGCCGGCGAGGAGGAACCUAGGGAGUACGAAUACCUUGAUAUUUCCCUCAGUUGCUUCAGAGACUUGGUGGACUUCUCGAUUCACCAUGAAGCCAGAGAGACAGAUUGCAUUCUCCCAAAGAAGACGAUGCGGCCUCAAAAUGGGCAAGUGGCUGUGAAAGCCCCAUUCGCGGGCGGCGAUCAAUCCGCCAUCUCACCUAUCUCACAGAUUCUGGGUACACCACUGCGACUGAAUGCGCUCGACACCAAGGCUAAGUCGGCAGGCUACAAUGAUGGCUGUCCCAAUGCAUCUUUCCUGAUGAUGGACCUCGACAUCACAAGCCCGACGUGGGGCACUAUUACGGAAGCCUGGCGAUUCCCCGGCUCAGUUCUGGUCGGUCAAGUUAAUGGCUCGAACAUCCAAGAUCACAUUGCAGCCACGAUGGCCAGAUUCUGUAUGGAGGAGGUCUAUCCACGAGUGAAGAAGGCAUUGCAGGACGGUACCAUGGAAGCGAAGGAGAAGACCAUGAAACACGUAUGCCUGGAGAUGCACUACAACUACAGACGAGACGAUUACCCAUACAACUUGGCUGUGCCUCGUCGCGCCAAUGUGAUCAACCCCAUGGACAUGAUGGCCGCAUACCAGUCAUACAUUUCGAGCCGUCGCUUCAACUAG